AUUGUUUUUAGAUGAUGAAUAGUUAUUUUUAAAAAUAUAGUUUUACUUUUAGGUUAUAUUAUAGUGUCUUAUUAUUUAGGGAUUUGUUGAAAAUUAGCCAGUUAUAUGAUUAGUUAACUAAAAUUACCCUCUAAUUAUAUUUUGUUUAAUUCUACCCAUUUUUCCCCACACUUCCAAAAAUGCCCUUGACCAUUACCAUUUUCUCUAACCUUGUACCCCACGACAAUAACCAUUCUCUCAACCUUGCCAAUCAAUCCCAGCCUCCACAACCAGCACUCUGCCACCACAACUCCACCACAACGCCACCACAUGUCCGCCACAACUUUGCCAUUGCCAUCAAUAGAGUCAUUGACACCAUAACCUUCUACGACGUUCUACAACCACGGUUCCGCCACCACAGCUCCACCACGAAGCCACCACGCCUCCACCGCGCCUCCACUAGUGGUAUAGUUAUAGGAAAUGCACAAAAUAAUCUUGCAUAUAUUUUUUAAUGGAAGAUGGAAUGCAAACAACAAAUAUGUUGAUCAUGAAGUCAAAAUUUUGAUGGUGGAAAAGGAUAUUAAGUACUUGGAAUUGGUAGAAAAGAUAUACAAAGAGCUCAGUUUGAAUGAAAAUUUGAUUUCAACAAAUAUGCUUUUUGAUGCAAAAAUGGAUACAAGCAAAGGAAUGAAGAUAGAAAGUGAUGACAAUUUACAAGUCUAUCUAAACUUGAACAAGACUAUGGAAGAGUUGAAAAAAUGUCCUCUCAUCGUUGAAGUAGAACAGGGAAACCAAACCCUUUCUUUGCCAAGAGAAGCUAGCAUUCCAACUGCUUUAGCAAGCAAUGCAACAAAUCACACUUUGACUAUCACAUACCCCAAUACGAUUACUGCAAGCACUAGUAAGAUAAGGAGCGUCUCAACACAAGAAUCCCACAAAAUUACGGAACACGGGCAAGAAGCUCAAUCACCUCUGCAUGUGUUGCCAAAUAUGGAGAUUGAAGACAUAAGAGUCAAUUAUGUUUUCAAGAAUAAGACUGAUCUAAAAUAUACACUUGCGAAAAUCGCCAUCAAGAAACACUUUCAGUAUAGGAUUGAAAAAUCAUGUUCAGAGGCAUUUUGGGCAAAAUUCAUAGAUGACAAUUGUGGCUGGUAUAUACUGUAACGUCCUACGUUUUUGGGUACCUUUAAACGACUCGGGUCGGGAUUUUUUCCCCCGGGUUAAGAAUAUUAUUUUAAAUAAUAUUAUAUUUUUGUUUGGAAGUAUUCCAUGAGUUAUUGCUAGCCUAAAUAUGAAUUUUGUGAUUUUAAAAGUCAAGAUAAGACUUUCGGUCCUGGACCGACACAAAAA
Messenger RNA from Humulus lupulus (European hop), 1329 nucleotides. RefSeq lists its product as uncharacterized. Lineage: Eukaryota; Viridiplantae; Streptophyta; Magnoliopsida; Rosales; Cannabaceae. The transcript has 2 exons. The coding region runs from base 460 to 1143 and encodes 227 amino acids. The record is from RefSeq and is a predicted model, not a curated record.